UCCAUUUUUCUUAUAAAAACGGUAUAGAAAGAAGCAUUUUACGAACUUGCAGGAUGAAGUAACCUUCUUCCCCAAUUUUUCCUCCCAAUUUUUAUCCUUCUGCAAACUACAAACCCUAAUUUCUGCGUCAACAAAUUACUCUUCAAUUUCUCCUCUGUUUUUCGGAGUGUAAUCAUGGCUUCUGGAUCGUCUAGUCGACCUAAUUCGGGUUCCAAAGGUUUCGAUUUUGCUUCUGAUGAUAUACUUUGUUCUUACGAAGAUUACACUAAUCAGGAUUCGUCUAAUGGCGUUCACUCCGAUCCAUCUAUUGGAAUUAAUUCUGCCAAGGAUUUUCAGAAAAGCAGAAUUUCAAGGUCAUCAGUGUUUCCGACAGCUAAUGUCUAUAGUCAGCCUGAGGACUCCUUGAGCCAAGAAAUGAUUUCAACUGUUGAAAGAACCAUGAAAAAAUAUUCUGACAAUCUCAUGCGUUUCUUGGAGGGAAUUAGUUCCCGCCUCUCGCAAUUGGAGUUGUAUUGCUACAACCUCGAUAAAUCCAUCGGGGAAAUGCGUUCUGACUUGGCCCGUUAUCACGGGGAAUCAGAUUCAAAGCUGAAAUUUCUGGAGAAGCACGUUCAAGAAGUACACAGAUCAGUCCAGAUACUUAGGGAUAAGCAAGAAUUAGCUGAAACUCAAAAAGAACUUGCCAAACUUCAGCUUGCACAGAAAGACUCCUCAUCUCCAGGCCAAGAUGAGAAAAAUAAGGUACCUACCCCAGAACAGAAGAAUGACGAUGUGUCAGAUGCCCCUAACACCCAAUUGGCCCUGGCAUUGCCUAGUCAAAUUAGCCAACAACCCUCUCAUGCCGCUGUGCAGCAGCAGUCUAUUCCGCCCCCACAACCUCCUCCAUCACAAACUCAUAGUCAAAUGCAGCCAUAUUACUUGCCUUCUAAUCAGUUGCCAAAUUCCCAAGCUCAGUCACACCCUUCGUAUCUUUCAACUGAUGCUCAGUAUCGAGAGCCACAGUUACAAGCUCCCCAACCAUCACAAACUCAAGUGAAUCAGACAUCACAGACCCAACAAUUUCCUCAGUAUCAACAACAGUGGCCGCAGCAAGUCACUCAAUCUAUGCAACCACCCCAUCAACUACCAGCACAGCCACCCCAGCAACCGCAAAUGCAACCGUCAAUGCAACCACAGAAUCAGAUUAGGGCUCCCAAUCCCCAAUCAAGUGUCUAUCCUCUUUACAUGACUAGUCAACCUAUGAAUCCGCCGCCUCAAGAUGGAAUAUCAGGCAGCACGCCUAUGCAGAUUCCGUUUCCAGGAAUUCCACACCCAGGAAUGGGUCACCCGGAAGGAAGGCCUUAUGGGUAUGGUGGGGCCGGUAGACCUGUUCAGCCCCAGCCUUCCCCACAUAUGAAGGGUGGUUUUCCAUCUCACCCAGGUGAUGGAUAUAAAACUGGUUCUGCCGGAACUUACAUGCUAUAUGAUGGUGAUGGAGGCAGAUCUCAUCAACCUCCUCAACCAACUCACUACUCUCAAGGUGUCUACCCUCCUCCUAACCCAUCAGUUCAAAACCAGCCACCCCCACCCCCACCCCCAAACAGUAGCAAUCAUAUGAUUCGCAGCCCGAGCCCCCAGCAAUAUGUGCGCAGCCAUCCUUAUAACGAGCUUAUAGAUAAGCUGGUGAGCAUGGGUUACCGGGGUGAUCAUGUGGCGAGUGUGAUUCAAAGGCUGGAGGAAAGUGGGCAAGCUGUCGAUUUCAAUGCUGUACUUGACAGGUUGAACGGGAAUUCGUCUGGCAGUUCUCAACAAAGCUGGUGACUUAAAAAAAUAAAAUCCUGGUACAAUGCAACUGCUUCUAUUAUUAUUGCAGUUGUUCUCUAUAUCCAUGUUUAUAAUAAAAUCUGAUAUGAUAUGCACAGUAUUUGGUUGCAUUUGGACAUGGAGGGUUCGAAAAAGUUGUAUAUUUGCGUUGUUACUCGUUAGUAUUAGUCGUCUUUCAGUAUCCAGACCGUCUUGCUGUUUUAUUAUGCGAGAUUGUCUCGUCUUUAUUUACUGCUGUUGCUAGGCAAAUGUCCAGUUUCUGGGAUUUGUCUUUGUGUUGUUUGACUCCAAUAUUUGUAUCAACUUAAAUUGCUUUUCUCAAUUUGAUGAAUGAUUUGGCAGAGACAA
This is a messenger RNA of Amaranthus tricolor (Joseph's coat), 2151 nucleotides long. RefSeq lists its product as uncharacterized. The transcript is spliced from 3 exons. Bases 175 to 1800 code for a protein of 541 amino acids. NCBI's taxonomy places the organism in Eukaryota, Viridiplantae, Streptophyta, Magnoliopsida, Caryophyllales, Amaranthaceae. The record is from RefSeq and is a predicted model, not a curated record.